Messenger RNA from Kluyveromyces lactis, 1155 nucleotides. It is a transcript of the gene MCY1, whose product is annotated as putative cysteine synthase. Gene Ontology annotation, cellular component: cytoplasm. The coding region runs from base 1 to 1155 and encodes 384 amino acids. Gene Ontology annotation, molecular function: cysteine synthase activity. Lineage: Eukaryota; Fungi; Ascomycota; Saccharomycetes; Saccharomycetales; Saccharomycetaceae. The transcript has a single exon. The record is from RefSeq and is a predicted model, not a curated record.
AUGACUGCUGCAGACAGAUGGAAGGAUUAUGCCUGUGUAACAUCCCUUUUCGUGGCUGUUGCAUCGUUAUACUAUGCAUAUAAGGUUAAGACAACUACAUUAACUGCUCUAUCACCACCAAAGGAUGGAGUGGAAGACUUGAUAGGAAAUACACCAAUGGUAAGAAUUAAAUCUCUUUCCGAUUAUACUGGUUUGAACGUUUUUGCCAAAAUGGAGUUAAAUAAUCCAGGUGGUAGCGCAAAGGACAGAGUUGCCUUGAAUAUUAUCAAAACCAUCUCAUCGCAGGAAGGUAUUAAGGGUUCAAGUGAUAAGAAAAAUAGAAUCUUUGAAGGAACAAGCGGAUCUACAGGUAUAUCCCUUGCAAUAUGUUGUAACGCGUUGGGUUACUCAUGCCAUAUCUCGCUACCGGACGAUACAAGCCAAGAGAAACUUUCUCUUUUAACUGCACUUGGUGCAAUAGUGAACAAGGUAAAACCUGCUAGUAUAGUGGAUCCGAACCAAUACGUAAAUGCAGCUAAGUCGUGUUCAGAAGAGUACACUGAGGGUGUUGGUGUAUUUGCAGAUCAAUUCGAGAACGAGGCCAAUUGGAAAUGCCAUUACGAAACGACAGGACCUGAAAUUUAUCUACAAUUAAAUGGGGAAGUGGAUGCAUUCAUCACGGGAUGCGGUACUGGUGGUACCAUGGCCGGUGUUUCUCGUUAUCUAAAGGAGAAAAGAGGUGACAAAGUACAUAUUGUGUUGGCUGAUCCGCAAGGCUCGGGUUUCUACAAUAGAAUCAAAUACGGUGUCAUGUACGAUAACGUAGAGAAAGAAGGAACAAGAAGAAGACAUCAAGUGGACACAUUAGUGGAAGGAAUUGGUCUUAACAGAAUUACAAACAACUUUCUGAAAGCGGAAAAUUAUAUAGAUGAUUCCAUCAGAAUUACAGACGAGGAAGCUAUUAAGAUGGCCAAAUUCUUAUGUGUAAAUGACGGAUUAUUCGUUGGUGCCAGUACUGCAAUCAAUGCAGUCGCAGUGCUGAAAUAUGCGGAAAACUUACCGAAGGGUUCAAAUGUUUGCAUCAUUGCAUGUGACAGUGGCUCUAGACAUUUAAGCAAGUUCUGGAAAGAGGCCCUGCAGGUGAGUAACGAUCUUUCAAUUUCAGAUAUCAUAUAA